Messenger RNA from Gavialis gangeticus (Gharial), 2811 nucleotides. It is a transcript of the gene DTL, whose product is annotated as denticleless E3 ubiquitin protein ligase homolog. The transcript is spliced from 15 exons. Gene Ontology annotation, cellular component: nucleus. Lineage: Eukaryota; Metazoa; Chordata; Crocodylia; Gavialidae. Gene Ontology annotation, molecular function: protein binding; protein-macromolecule adaptor activity. Gene Ontology annotation, biological process: mitotic G2 DNA damage checkpoint signaling; proteasome-mediated ubiquitin-dependent protein catabolic process. The coding region runs from base 36 to 2246 and encodes 736 amino acids. The record is from RefSeq and is a predicted model, not a curated record.
GUUUUCGCCGUGCCGUGAUCGUGCUGUGCUUGGACAUGCUGUGCCGCUCGCUUCUCCGCCGUGUCCGCGGCGGCCCGCAGCGCCCAUCUUGGCAAUACCCUCUUCAGCAUCUCAUAGACUGCUAUCAGUGCAGUCGACAAGACGACCACCUCUCUUACGGAGAGCUGGGGAUGCCAGUCCCCCCCUUUGGCUGCACCUUUCCUACAGCUCCAGAUUUGCAGCACAUACUUGCAGUUGCAAAUGAAGAAGGUUUUGUCAGGCUGUAUGAUACCGAAUCUCAAACCAAGCAGAUCUUUAAAGAGUGGCUGGCACACUCGAAUGCUGUCUUUGACAUUGCCUGGGUACCUGGAGAACACAGAAUUGUAACAGCUUCAGGAGACCAGACAGCUAAAGUGUGGGAUGUGAGAGCUGGUGAGCUGCUUGGUAUAUGUAAAGGUCACCAGUGCAGCCUGAAGUCAGUUGCUUUUUCUAAAUUUGAGAGAGCUGUCUUCUGCACGGGGGGCAGAGAUGGAAACGUCAUGGUCUGGGAUACCAGAGUCAACAAGAAAGAUGGAUAUUACAGACAGGUGAAUCAGAUUGGUGGAGCUCACAAUGUAGCUGACAAGCAGACGCCUUCCAAGCCAAAGAAGAAAAAACAGAACCUGAGAGGACUUGCUCCCUCUGUGGAUUUUCAGCAGAGUGUUACAGUGGUGCUGCUUCAGGAUGAACACACCCUUAUCUCUGCAGGAGCUGUUGAUGGCAUAAUCAAAGUCUGGGACUUGCGAAAGAACUAUAGCAUUUAUCGGCAGGAUCCAGUACCAUUCAAGUCUUAUUGUUACCCUGGGACCAGCACCCGCAAACUCGGAUAUUCUAGCUUGAUUUUGGACUCUACUGGUACCAAUCUCUUCGCAAACUGCACGGAUGACAAUAUUUACCUGUUCAACAUGACAAGUUUAAAAACCAUGCCAGCGGCAGUUUUCAGUGGACACCAGAAUUCAACCUUUUACGUCAAAUCCAGCAUUAGCCCAGAUGACCAGUUCCUGGUUAGUGGCUCGAGUGAUCAGAGUGCCUACAUCUGGAAGAUUUCUGAGCCUCAGCUCCCACCCAGGAUGCUCCUUGGUCACUCUCAAGAGGUCACCUCUGUUGCCUGGUGUCCUUCAGACUUCACUAAGAUUGCCACGUGUUCUGAUGACAACACUGUGAGAGUCUGGCGCUUAAAUCGUGGCUCUGAGGAGAAGAACCCAGCAUCUGAUCGUGUCAAUUUGGUGGGUUGGGUCUGUCAGAAGAAACUGGAUGAGCAGAGUGCAACAGGACUGCCAGCCAGCAGAGAGAAUACUCCUGCCAAAUUCCCCAUGACUGGUAACCCUUGUACUUCCUCACCACGUCAAGCAGCUUGUGCUCCAAGCUGUUUGGGUGACCUUCCUCUUUCCACCAAUACUCCAACAUCCUCUCUCAAGAUCCCAACAGCCAAGGCUCACACUCCAGCAAAGCAAAAUGACACUACUUUGGGUAUUUCUCCCAAACAAGCAUCUUGCUCCAAGAUGUCCAUUACCCAUUGGGUUACCAGGACUCCAUGCUCUUCCCCACCAGAGACUGGAAUAAAGACUCCAUCUCCAAGAAAAGCUCUGACAGAUGUCACGCAGAGUGUCCCAGAGGCCAUUUGCACUCCCAGAAUACCCCACUUGCACUCAGUAAAGCGAGCCAAGAGAAGACUUGAGUCUAGCAAGGAAGAUCACCUGGGGCAGAAGUGUCUGAAAGGCUGCAGCUGUGUGACUGAGUUGGACCCAAUGACUAAGAAGUCCAAACUGAAUUUGUGCCUUUUGGAAGCAAGUCAUAAGACUUGCAGUGAAGACUGUCUGUGCCUUGCUGAGUUGAGUAGUAGACUUGAAAGCUGUAGCCAGAACUCAAAGGAGCCUUCUCCUCCUAAAAGUCCCCUUAGUCCAGCAGGCUUCCAAACUCUUCCUUUUCAAACCUCCUGUCAGAAAAUGGCUGACAUGUCAAACAAAGAAAAUAGUUCUCCUGAAAAGAAGGAUUGGCUUUCUGCUCUCAGGGAGAAGUUAAAGACAAAUAAGGCCAGGAGCCAAAAUUCAUCAGGCAGCAGCGCCCCCUCCUCUCGGACAAGGCGACAGGAGGCUGUGACCGCAGUCACUCCUCCAAGACAUGUUGCAGCUGAUCCAGUUCCCAUGAGGAAGAUUUGCACAUAUUUCCAUCAAAAGUCACAGAAUGACUCAAGGGGUGCACUGCAGCAGAACCUUACACCUGAUUAGAGACACCACCAAGACUGGAUUUUGAAACUCUGAAGGAGGAAGGCGCUGGGAUUACAUAAUAUGUUGUUGCCCAUAAUAAAAUGAAGUUGGACUUAUUCUCUUGUUUUUAAAACUUUUAUAGCACCAAGAUUAGUGAAGCAUGAAACACUUAGAAGAUGUUGAUUAGUGGAGGUUGUAUUUCAUUAAGCUGAAGUAGGUGGUGCACUUUUAAAAUCUGUUGUGUUUGAACAAGCCACUGAAUUAGUGCUUUUCACGCAGUAUUGGGGAAACCUAGUUAUCUUUGGAACAGUAUCUUGGCUGUGUGGUAUAACGUAGUUGCACAGUUUCAGUUUAUAUUAUGUCUAUUUUUUAAAUCUUCUGUACAUAACAGUAUUGUGCAAAACACACUCCCUUUUUAGAGGUGCUGACAGAAAUGUCUGGAAAAAUUAUUCUUGGAGAUAGACUUGAGCCAUUGUUUCCAUGGAAGAGUAUUUCUGCUAAUGCCUGUUGUAUAGCAGUUUCUCCUCUUCUAGCAAAGACUAUUGUAAAUGUGACUUAUUCUUGUAAAUAUAGAACUUUAAUAUUC